Messenger RNA from Chaetomium globosum CBS 148.51, 1926 nucleotides. RefSeq lists its product as uncharacterized. The record is from RefSeq and is a predicted model, not a curated record. Gene Ontology annotation, molecular function: phosphatidylinositol-4,5-bisphosphate binding; clathrin heavy chain binding; 1-phosphatidylinositol binding. Bases 1 to 1926 code for a protein of 641 amino acids. Gene Ontology annotation, biological process: vesicle budding from membrane; clathrin-dependent endocytosis; clathrin coat assembly. Gene Ontology annotation, cellular component: clathrin-coated pit; clathrin-coated vesicle. The transcript has 4 exons. NCBI's taxonomy places the organism in Eukaryota, Fungi, Ascomycota, Sordariomycetes, Sordariales, Chaetomiaceae.
AUGGCGAGCUCGUUCGAGAAGUCGGUGAAGGGGGCGACCAAAGUGAAGGCCGCGCCCCCCAAGACGAAGUACAUCGAACAUAUCCUGGUUGCAACGCACGCCGGCGAGGCAGGUGUCGGAGAAGUAUUCAGGGCGUUGCAGUAUCGCCUUCGUGAUGCGACAUGGACCGUGGCCUUCAAAAGCCUGAUCACGGUCCACCUGAUGAUCCGCGAAGGCUCGCCGGAUGUGACACUGGCCUACCUAGCUAAGCACAGGAAUAUGCUGGCCGUGAGCAUGUUCUCCGACGCCCAAACCCAAGGCCGAAACAUCCGCCACUAUGCGAACUAUCUUUCCGAACGAUCGCGCGCCUUCCGGGAGACCAAGAUUGACUGGGUGCGAGCCAAAGAAUCCCGACUAGAGAAGCUUUCGGUGGACAAGGGCUUGCUACGCGAGACGGAGACUGUCCAACAUCAGCUCACCGCUCUGCUCAAAUGUGAUGUGAUGGAGAAUGAGCCGGAAAACGAAAUUACCAUCACUGUCUUCCGGCUCCUGGUACUGGACCUUUUGUCCCUCUUUCAAGCCCUGAACCAAGCACUGAUCAACAUUCUCGGCCGUUUCUUUGAAUUGUCCAAAACGGACGCUGAGAGGGCUAUGGGCAUCUACCGUUUGUUUACGAGGCAAACGGACUAUGUUGUGCAGUACCUCAGUGUCGCCAGGCAAUAUGAGCACCACACAAGAGUGGAGGUCCCCAAGCUAAAGCACGCACCGGUGAACCUAGGGCGCCAGCUUGAGGAGUACUUGAAGGACCCCGAUUUCGAGGUCCACAGGAGGCAGUACCUGGCUGAACUAGAGGCUAAGAAGUCGAAGGCCGGAUCAUCAGGGGCCAAGUCGAUCAAAUUUGACUUGGCGAAACCCGCCUCAAGCCCGAGCACCAGCGCAAACGCAAACGAACAGCUCCCACCGCCUCCUGCCAAAGCAGAGCCGACGAAGGGUCCGGAUGGCGACCUAAUCGACUUCUUCGAAUCCAUUGAACAGAACCAAACGCCCAUGGUUGUGCAGCCCCAACCGCAGCCCCAGCCGCAGCAGGGGCAGCAACCUCAACCGCAAACGCAGAUGCAAAUGGGCAUGUCACCCUGGGGCCCGGCACCAUUCCAACCACAGCAGCUCCCUCAACUUCAAACCGGCUUUGCCCCCCAGCCAACUGGGUUCCAGACCGGUGCUCCGUUCCAGCAGCAGGGUCAGCCCACCUUUUCUCCCACCCAGCAGGCUCCUCAGCAGAUGCAACCCGCUUUUACGGGGGCCGGCUUUGGGGGGUUUUCCCCCCAAUCCCAACCCCAACCUGGCUUCCAACCCAACUCUCUCUCCCCGAUCCCACAGAACACGGCUGCCAACUUUCAGAGCACUGCGGCACCUGCCUUCCAGGGCCUCCAGGCUCCACAGCAGACUACAAACCCAUUCCGUCAGUCUAUGCUCAUGAACCAGCAGACAGGCGCGCCUUUUGCGCCGGCGCCAGCACCGGUGAAUACCCAACAGCGCCCCGCCACAAGCCAGUCCACCAAUCCGUUUGCCCGCUCAUCACCCCAAGCCACCCAGCCAUUCGGUACCCCGGCAUCAAACUCUCUUUUCCAGUCCCAGCCUCCCCAGCAGCCGUCGACAACAGCCACUGCACCCUUGCAGCCCCUUCAGACGGGGACCAACCCGUUCGCCAAAAACUUUGGAGCUGCCCAGCCGGCUCAAGCCACCCAGCAGGAACGGCCCGUUACGGCGGGCGGUAUCUUGUCUCAGCCCACCGGGAGCACGAACCCGUUUCGACAAGGUGCUUUCGUCAACCACGCCACCGGCAUGGGCUGGCAGCAUAACCAACAGCCGAUAGGUGGCGGGCUAGACCAGCUGGAGACGAUCCCAGUCUUCCCACGGCCGGCGCAACAGACUCCUUGGCAUCAGUAG